AUGAAAGUUAGAGAUAAAUUAUACAAGAAAUGGCUUAUUACUCGAAAUUAUGUUUUCCUAAACAAAUAUAAAUUAUAUCGCAAUAAAAUUGCUAUCAUUAAUAAGAUAUAUCGUGACUGCUUUUAUAAUGACAUAUUAAUCAAAUCAGAUAACACGAAAAAGAUAUGGAAUAACAUCAAUUUAUUGAUAAAUAAGAAGCGGCCAAGUUCUCACAUAGAAAAACUACAAGUGGAUAAUCAACGUUAUGAACAACCUUUAACUAUCUCCAACUGCCUUAACGAAUUUUUUUGUAAUGUCCCUUCUACACUAGCGGCACAACUGCCUAAAUCUGAUAAGAGUGCAACCUCUUAUCUCUCUCAGAAACAAAAACAAUUUCGCUUCACAGAAGUCUCUGA
Messenger RNA from Pocillopora meandrina, 395 nucleotides. The record is from the annotation of a GenBank genome assembly. NCBI's taxonomy places the organism in Eukaryota, Metazoa, Cnidaria, Anthozoa, Scleractinia, Pocilloporidae.